Molecule: messenger RNA, 1038 nt
Organism: Mesorhabditis spiculigera
Lineage: Eukaryota; Metazoa; Nematoda; Chromadorea; Rhabditida; Rhabditidae
Source: the annotation of a GenBank genome assembly
AUGCUAGACAUUAAAUCCCGUCGCCAUCAUCUUUUCAAGAUGCCAUUGCCUCUCUUCGGCAAAUCGCACAAGUCACCAGCCGAUGUGGUGAAGAACUUAAAAGAAGCUCUUCUACUAAUCGAGCGCGGUGACCGGCGUAGCGAUAAAGCCAUCGAAGAGGUGUAUAAAUGGCUCCAAAUGGUCAAGGGUAUAAUCUACGGCCAAGAGGGGCAGGAACCGAAUUCAGAACAGGUCGCCCAGCUGGCCCAGGAAACCUACAAUGCCAACGUUCUACCGAUGCUUAUCAAAAAUUUGUCAAAACUCGAGUUCGAAAGUAAAAAGGACGUCGGCCAAAUUUUCAACAACCUGCUCCGCCGGCAAAUCGGCACCCGGUCACCCACAGUGGAAUAUUUGUGUGCCCGGCCAGAGAUGUUGAUCACCCUGGUGAAUGGCUACGAAGUCCCGGACAUUGCCUCGACGUGUGGAUCCAUGCUUCGAGAAUGUAUUCGACAUGAUCAUUUGGCAAAGGUCCUGCUCCACCACGAGACUUUCUACAAAUUUUUCACGUACGUCGAGGUUUCGUCGUUUGAUAUUGCCUCAGAUGCCUUCUCCACAUUCAAGGAUCUCAUCACAAAGCACAAGAACCUCUGCGCCGAGUUCCUCGACACCAAUUACGACAAAUUCUUCGGUGAAUACCAGAAGCUGUUGAAUUCGGAGAACUAUGUGACCCGGAGACAGUCGUUGAAGCUCCUCGGCGAGCUUCUCCUCGACCGGCAUAACUUCAACGUUAUGACGCGGUACAUCUCCAACCCCGACAAUUUGAAGCUGAUGAUGAAUUUGCUGCGGGAAAAGUCGAAGAGCAUCCAGUUUGAGGCUUUCCACGUUUUCAAGGUGUUCGUCGCCAACCCCAACAAGCCGCGCCCAAUCGCCGACAUCCUGCUCCGGAAUCGGGACAAGCUCGUCGACUUCCUCUCCAACUUCCACAACGACCGGACCGAGGACGAGCAGUUCAACGACGAGAAGGCCUACCUCAUCAAGCAGAUCCAGGAGAUGAAGGCC